This is a messenger RNA of Malassezia restricta, 912 nucleotides long. Its product is annotated as cytochrome c peroxidase. The transcript has a single exon. The record is from RefSeq and is a predicted model, not a curated record. Gene Ontology annotation, molecular function: peroxidase activity; heme binding. Gene Ontology annotation, biological process: hydrogen peroxide catabolic process; response to reactive oxygen species; cellular response to oxidative stress. Bases 1 to 912 code for a protein of 303 amino acids. Lineage: Eukaryota; Fungi; Basidiomycota; Malasseziomycetes; Malasseziales; Malasseziaceae.
AUGUCGAAGCUAGGUGACUUUGAUGCAGUGCGCAAGGAUAUUGCCUCUAUCCUAAAGAAGAAGGGAUAUGAUGACGGAUCAAUUGGUCCUGUUCUUGUGCGUCUUGCCUGGCACGCGAGUGGCACGUACAGCAAAGAGGACGAGACUGGUGGCUCGAACGGAGCUGGUAUGCGAUACGAGGAAGAGGGCGGUGACCCAGCAAAUGCUGGUCUUGAAAAUGCCCGUGCAUUCCUAGAGCCUAUCAAGGAGAAGCACCCUUGGAUCACUUACGCUGACCUGUGGACUCUUGCCGGUGUUGUGGCCAUCAAGGAGAUGGACGGCCCUGAAAUCGAAUGGAAGCCUGGCCGCACUGACUUCACGAACAAGAGGUACGUGCCCCCUCGUGGACGUCUGCCCGAUGGCGCCCAAGGUCAGGACCACUUGCGCCACAUCUUCUACCGCAUGGGCUUUAACGACCAAGAAAUUGUAGCUCUGACUGGCGCUCACAAUCUCGGUCGUUGCCACAAGAACCGCUCGGGCUUCGAUGGCCCUUGGGUGGUGAACCCAACUCGUUUCUCGAACACAUUCUACAAAUUUUUGCUUAAUUUGAAAUGGGAGCCUCGUAAGUGGGACGGCCCCUUCCAGUACUCGGCUUAUGCUCCUGGCAUGGACGAGGACGACGAGCCCCUUAUGAUGCUUCCAACGGACUACUCACUCGCCCAAGAUGAGAAGUUCCGUCCUUGGGUCGAGAAAUAUGCUGCGGACCGAGACCUGUUCUACGCUGAUUUUGCAAAGGCCUUUGCCAAGUUGAUCGAACUUGGUGUGUACCGCGACGAGGACGGCAUUGCUCGUUGCGACAAGCGUGACGCCAAGGGCUCUUACAUUCCGGCUCCCAAGAAGAGUAGCUCGACUGGCGCUCGCCCUAACCUUUAA